CUCUCCGCCCGGCGCAUGCGUAGAACAGAACCCCGUCCCUUCGCCCUCGCCCUCUGCGCAUGCGCCGCCCUUAAAGGGGCCGCGCGGAGAAUGAAGCAGAGCGGAAGCUGGCGGCAGCACUUGCAGGCGGAGCUGCGGAGGCGGGAAGGGCGCGCGGCCGGGUGGAGGGCGGUCCUGGAGCGACAUGAGCAUCUCCAGGAGAGGCUGGAGGCCCAACAGGUGCAGCUGGCGGAGGGGCUGCUCGGCCUGGGCGGAGACGGGCCCGGAAGGGACCGGGGCUCCUUGGACCUGGCCGCCCUCCACCUCCAGCUGCAGGUGGACGUGGCCCAGCUUCGGCGGGAAAGAGAAGAGCUGCGGCAACAGGUCACCUUCCUGGCAGAAGUCCUGAGGGAGACGGAGGCCGAGAACCAGGAGCAACGGGCCAGGAUGGGCCGUCUGGCGCAGGAGGCGUCCACCCUGGGUCGCGACCUGGAGGAGGCGCAGGUCAAGGCCUGGUCUCUGCGGCUGGAGGCGGAGGGUCUGCGUGGGGAGCUGUGUGGGGCGCGGGGGCUGCUGCGCCAGGCCCAGAGGGAGCGCACGGAGCUGGAGGCCCGGUGGGUGCGGGAGAAGGCCCUCGAGGCCCACAGGCUCAACGGGGCCAACCGGCGGCAGGAGAGGUACCAGCGCAAGGUGACCCUCCUGCAGGAGAAGCUGGAGCGGAUGAAGGAAGCCAAUGGAGGGAUGGAGGGCGAAACGCCUCUGCAGGGAAGCAGCUUGGGUUCGUCCAGCGAAGAAGCAGACAUGGACACUGGAGGAGGCAGCGGUCAAGCAGAACCCAGGCCGGUCAGUCCAGAGGCAGGGAGACCCUGACGGAGGAGGACCGGACUCUGGACCUCGACAAGGGAGCCGGACACUGGCCGCAGGAGGGUCAAGCUGACCCCUGACCCCAUGGGCCAGGGAGAGAAUAAUGGGGAGGGGUCCCAUCUUGGCUUGCGUCCAAGGGCAGCUCUGUCCAAAGCUCAGUGCCCUCUGGCCGGAGAGGUCAAGGGGGUCAGUGCUGGCCAGACUGACCUCUAGAGACCCAUCCUUGGCCAAAGGGAGGCCUCACCUUGCAGACUGGACCAUUCAAAAUAAACAAAACAAAGGAAACCAGGCUGAGCGUCAA
Anolis carolinensis (green anole) is the source of this 1144-nucleotide messenger RNA. Its product is annotated as autophagy-related protein 16-1-like. NCBI's taxonomy places the organism in Eukaryota, Metazoa, Chordata, Lepidosauria, Squamata, Anolidae. Bases 16 to 849 code for a protein of 277 amino acids. The record is from RefSeq and is a predicted model, not a curated record. The transcript has 9 exons.